Molecule: messenger RNA, 1867 nt
Organism: Menidia menidia (Atlantic silverside)
Lineage: Eukaryota; Metazoa; Chordata; Actinopteri; Atheriniformes; Atherinopsidae
Source: the annotation of a GenBank genome assembly
GAUGCUUCACAUACAUGACACACAAUCUCACAAUACCCUUCCCCACUCUGUGUCAUCCUGCAGAUUUUUUACAUCAGUACCAACCGGCAAGAGAGCAGCUCAGCACCCUGAACAAAACCUCUCUGUGUAAGCAUGCAGCUGCAGCUUCCGAGAUGCCCUACACGGAUACAUGACCCAGUGUGGAGGGGCUGACGAGAGCCACACAAUUAGAGGGGGGGUCCUAUGUUUGAGCAGAAUAUUUUCUAUCACCUCUGGAGCACCAUUAGGGUAAUUUCUCAUGUUUUUUUUAUGUUUAUUUGAAGUAGUUGCUUGUCAUUGCUGGGCUCAGUCCUGCAAUAGCAGGGAGGUUUGGAACACAGUGCGUGUCAUCCCAUUAGUGCCCCCCUUUCACUGCUUGGACUGUUCCAUUUCACAUCUGAAAAAAUCUGGUAGUUGAGGAAGAGUUGUUCAUGUCAGAGACUGCUUUAGCCUCAGCACACACAACACUGUAGCUCCUGGAUCUCAAAAGAAAGGCAAAUGGAUCAAAAAGACCUGAGUGAUCCUCUGAACAAUGUCUCAUUGAUUAAAGAUGACCUGACAAGAUCAAACAUGGGGUCUGCUGGUGACUCUGAAAAAAAUAUUCAGCGCUUGAAUGAUGAUCUUCGAGAGGCCCAGGAUCUAGCUAAUGUGGAGAAACAUAAGUGCAUGGAGCUCCAAGGUCUCCUGGAGAAAGAGCGUAAAGAAAAUAAGCAACAAGCUGAUGAAUCUUCUAAACAAAUAAAACAUCUUCAAGGUCAGCUGCAACAGCUCCAACAAGAGAUGGGCGUCCUCAUAAAGCAGAAGGAAGUCUCCUCCAGUUCGCACGACGAGCUUCAAAGUGCACGAGACGAGAUCAAGUCGCUGAAACGGGCCCUGGAGACAGCCACUGCUGAGCGUGAGCGGGAUGUCGCUGCUACCCAGUCUAACCUGGCAACUGUCUCAAAAGAUCUGGACAAGUGGCGUCAGACUGCCAACAAGUAUGAGCAUGAGAUUGACAACCUGCAGCGUGACUUGCAGCAGCAGAGCAAGCAGUGGCAGAAAACAGCAGAAAUACAAGCCAGUGAGCUGCAGUCCAUGCAGGUGGAGUGUAACGGCCUUCAGAAGGAGUGUUCUGUCUUGCGAUCUGAGAGGCAGGACAUAGUGAAUAAGCACCAGAAGGAAAAGAGCGGUCUGCAAAGCGAAUGUGCAUCCCUCAGGGCAGAGAAGGAGGAACUCCUCAGGAGUCACCAGAAAGAGAAGGCCGGUCUGCAGAGUGAGUGUGCAGCACUGCGCAGUGGGAAAGAGGCAGUGCUGCAGACGCAGCAGCAGCUGGAGAAAGACCUUGUCAGUUUGCGAGGCAAGAAUGCUGAGCUGAAUAACAACCUCAGAGCCCUUGAGCAGUCCCACCAGCAGUUGGAGAAGAAGCUGGCGGCCUUGCAGCUCCAGCACGAGCAGGACAACACCAAGCUGCAAACCCAACUGGAUGAGGCCGACAGCCACAGCAAGGCUCUGCAGAGAGAGAAUGAGGAGGCUCAGACUGAGCUUUCAGACCUAAAGGAAAAAUGCCAGAAGACAGAGCAGGAAAAGCAGUUGCUCGCAGAUCAGAUGGAGGAAUGCAAAGCCAGCAUGAAAGAACUGCAAGAGAAAGGAUCCAAGACUUCCUUAUUGCUGCCUGUUCAAGCCAUAGUCAUCGGCCUUAUCCUGGCUUUGCUGUUUUGGUGCUUCGGCGCAUUGUGGUAGUAAGAAGCCAUGGAUGAUCUGGGGGCCUGCGGUUGCUGUGGCUCUAACAGCUGUGACUGCUGCUGUGCUCUUCAGGACCUGAGGGCAAAAAAACACACACACACACACACACACACACAAUAAAACCAAC